AUGAGCAGUGAUGCUGCCUCUGUUUGCUCCGCACAUCAGCAGCGGAGCUCCUCUCCCCCUCUCAGUCAGACGGACUCAGGCUAGGCAGCGGCAGCGCGUCCGCCCGGAGACACCGAGACCACACACCGCAUAGCGUUACUCCCGGCUCAGCCCGAAACACAAUCACGGUCCUUCCUAAUGGAUGUCUCCUCUUAUACCGUCUUUUGACACUGGACGGUGCUCUCGUAGCCGCGUUCAACGUGAUCAACACCUCACCCCCGGCUUGGUUUUCUGAGGUUUGUCUCGACGACACACGGAGAGGACCACACUCCCCCCAUCGUUAGCUCGCUAAGCUAGCUGCUAGCCCGCUAACUUAGCUGUGACACUUUGAACCGUAUCGGCGUCAGUUUUCCUCCUCGUAGCUAGCCUGCGGUGUCUUGCGCCACAGCGGUGGAUUGAGGUGCCCUGUCACUCAAGGAGCAUGUUUGAGUGACGAGUGAAGGAGGAAGUGGGAUCUCUGACGCUCCGCCCCCUCUGCUGGUGGAGCACCCUGCACAUCUGACCAGAGACCCCUGUAGUCACUUGAACAGGAUGCGGAGGUUCGCCUACUGUAAGGUGGUUUUGGCCACCUCCCUGGUGUGGGUGAUGCUGGACAUGUUCAUUCUGCUCUACUUCAGCGAGUGCAACAAGUGUGACGAGAAGAAGGAGAGAGGACUGCCCGGGAGAGAAGAUUCCCUGGCUAGGCCACGGGACGGGCCCGGUGAAGGCGGGAAGCCUGUGGUUAUCCCCAAGGAGAACCAGGAGAAGAUGAAGGAGAUGUUUAAGAUCAACCAGUUCAACCUCAUGGCCUCUGAGAUGAUUGCUCUCAAUCGAACACUGCCUGACGUCCGCCUGGAAGGGUGCAAGAACAAGUUAUACCCUGAUAAUCUUCCUCGUACCAGCGUGGUGAUUGUAUUUCACAAUGAGGCAUGGAGCACACUGCUGCGAACCGUCCACUCCGUCAUCGACCGCUCUCCGCACACACUGCUGGAGGAGAUUGUCCUGGUGGACGAUGCAAGCGAGAGAGAUUUCCUAAAGCGGCCGCUGGAGCAGUACGUCAGAAGGCUGGAAGUCCCUGUCAGAGUGGUGAGGAUGGAGCAGCGGUCUGGGCUUAUUCGUGCUCGCCUCAAGGGAGCGUCCAUCUCCACUGGGCAGGUCAUCACCUUUCUGGAUGCUCAUUGUGAAUGCACAACAGGGUGGCUGGAGCCUCUGCUGGCCCGCAUCAAGCAAGACAAGAGAACAGUGGUGUGCCCCAUCAUCGACGUGAUCAGCGAUGAUACGUUCGAGUACAUGGCAGGAUCCGACAUGACGUACGGGGGCUUCAACUGGAAGCUCAACUUCCGCUGGUACCCUGUACCCCAGAGAGAGAUGGACCGCCGUAAAGGAGACCGCACUCUGCCUGUCAGGACUCCCACCAUGGCAGGCGGCUUGUUCUCCAUAGACAGAGAUUAUUUCCAGGAGAUUGGCACGUAUGACGCAGGCAUGGACAUCUGGGGUGGAGAGAACCUGGAAAUCUCUUUCAGAAUUUGGCAGUGCGGUGGGACUCUAGAGAUCGUCACAUGCUCUCAUGUGGGCCACGUGUUCAGAAAGGCAACACCCUACACAUUUCCAGGAGGAACGGGACAGAUCAUCAACAAAAACAACCGACGCCUGGCAGAAGUCUGGAUGGAUGAAUUUAAAAACUUCUUCUACAUCAUCUCUCCUGGUGUGACCAAAGUGGACUAUGGUGACAUCACGUCUCGCACGGCUCUGAGACAAAAGCUUCAAUGUAAACCCUUCAGCUGGUACUUGGAGAACGUCUACCCUGAUUCUCAGAUCCCCAGACACUAUUACUCCCUGGGAGAGAUCCGUAAUGUGGAGACCAACCAGUGCCUGGACAACAUGGCCCGCAAGGAGAAUGAGAAAGUUGGCAUCUUCAACUGCCACGGCAUGGGAGGCAACCAGGUUUUCUCGUACACGGCCAAUAAGGAGAUCAGGACAGACGACUUGUGUCUAGACGUGUCCAAGCUGAACGGACCUGUCAUGAUGCUCAAGUGCCAUCACCUAAAAGGCAACCAGCUCUGGGAGUACGACCCUGUGAAGUUGACCCUGGUCCACGUCAACAGUAACCAGUGUCUGGACAAGGCCAGCGAGGAGGACAGCCAGGUGCCCAGCGUCAAAGACUGCACACACACACGCUCCCAACAGUGGCUACUCCGCAACGUCACACUACCAGAAGCCUUCUGACCACACUCUGCACACUCACAAACGCACACACUCACACACACCGCGGCCCAGAGCAAGCAAUCAGGGGAACAGACGUGUUUAUUAAAAUUGGGCACAAGGAGAGGAAAGACUUCCCACGAGGGGAUUCGGGAAGAGAGGAGGACGGACUGGACGGUACUACCUCUGCCAGAGAUCAGAGGGAGGAGUGUGUUUGACCCUCCUCGGAGUGAGAGAAGAGGAAAGAGUCCCUCUAGGAGACGACGGCUGUUGUUUUACGUUUGUUUUUUGUUUUUUUUAUAAGAGAUUUUAACCGCAGUGAGGGACUCACUCGCUGGGCGCGACUGUAAAACUGACCAGUGGAGUGGAGGUUUGCACUCACAGCUUCCCUGGACAAAGCAGUCCACCCCUCAACUCAUCACUUAACGUUUACUGACUGCCUCUUAUGAGAGAGUGUGUGCACUUACAUGUUUGUGUGUGUGGCUGUGAAUGGGUGUGUGUACUCCGAGAUGAAUGUAUGCUUUGAGAAGGGGGCUGAAUUCCUUGUUGAUUUCUUUCUUUCUUUUUUAAUUUAAUUUUGUCAUGGAUUUUGAAAAUGAACUCUUAUGAAGAAGGGUGCAUAUGUAAGUGUGUGUGUGUGUGUGUGUGUGUGUGUGUCAGAGCCCCUCCUACAGUCUUGCGGCAGUGUAUGUCUCCCUCUGGUGUUUCUCCUCGGCAUCUCAUCCGACAGACUGAAGCCUCCUUGCUGAGGAAUUUCCAAGGGACCGCACAUUGAAACAAAAAAAAAAAAAAGGA
Molecule: messenger RNA, 3015 nt
Organism: Epinephelus fuscoguttatus (brown-marbled grouper)
Lineage: Eukaryota; Metazoa; Chordata; Actinopteri; Perciformes; Serranidae
Gene: galnt1
Product: UDP-N-acetyl-alpha-D-galactosamine:polypeptide N-acetylgalactosaminyltransferase 1
Exons: 14
Coding region: 571-2244 (557 amino acids)
Cellular component (GO): Golgi apparatus
Source: RefSeq, a predicted model, not a curated record